AAAAAAUAUUUCAAGGAAUUAAUCUGAACCUCAGUACUAAUACCCAUAUGCUAUAUCUUUCACAGUAUCACCAACAACAACAACAACAACAAUAAUAAUAAUAAUAAUAAAAAUAAAAAUGAAGAAGAAGAACAAGGGUUUGAUCCAGCAUGGGACAAAAGCAAGAAUAAAAUUAACAACUGUUAUAACAUUUAAGAACUAUAAAAUGUUUCAUUUAUUUUGUUAAUAUGGCUCUCAACUAAUAUUUGUUUAUCUUCUAAAAUGGAAGUUUUCCAAUUUUUGGCUUUCUAUUUUAAGAAAUUUCAUUUUGUUCAAAUUAAAGAAUGUAGCUGUCUUGAAAACAAAAAUCAACUUCAAGUAUCCCCUUUUCUUUUAUUGGCAGAACAUCUUAGCAAGAUGAAUGGUGAAAUACUACUAUAAAAUAUAUGUAGACCAAAUGGACAAUUAAUGUCUGGAUAGUCUCAUCUUUGGAACACCAUGGAUAUUCCGAGAAAUUGAUCAAGUACAAAGUCAUGGAUGAAAUUGCAUUAGUUGCUUCCUGUAUUUUAUUGAUCUUCAUUUACUUGGAUUACUUCCAAGCAGGUUUUUCCCAACAAAGAUAAACAGGAGAAUGAGGCAAAUUAGAAAUGAAGUCAAUGCAUUGUUGAAGGGUAUCAUUGAGAAAAGAGAGAAGGCAAUGAAAGUUGGCGAAACUGCUAAUCAUGAUUUAUUAGGUCUGCUAAUGGAAUCCAACUACAGAGAAAUGCAAGAAAAUGAUGAGAGGAAGAAUGUUGGAAUGAGCAUCAAAGAUGUCAUUGAGGAGUGUAAGCUAUUCUACUUUGCCGGCCAAGAGACUACCUCAGUUUUACUUCUGUGGACAAUGGUUCUAUUAAGCAAGCAUUCAAACUGGCAAGCUCGUGCAAGGGAAGAGGUUUUACAAGUUUUUGGUAAUAAAAAACCAGAUGGCGAUGGCUUAAAUCACCUCAAAAUUGUUACAAUGAUUUUUCAUGAGGUCCUUAGGUUAUAUCCACCAGCAUCCAUGCUCAUACGAACUGUUUUUGCCGACAGCCAAGUGGGAGGAUUGUAUUUAUCAGAUGGAGUGCUGAUCGCUUUGCCAAUCCUCCUAAUUCACCACAAUCAUGAAAUUUGGGGAGAGGAUGCAAAGGAAUUCAACCCGGGAAGAUUUUCAGAAGGAGUUUCUAAGGCAGCAAAGACCCAAGUUUCAUUUUUUCCAUUUGGUUAUGGUCCUCGGAUAUGCGUUGGACAAAAUUUUGCAAUGAUGGAAGCGAAAAUGGCUUUGGCAAUGAUCUUACAACGUUUCUCAUUUGACCUUUCCCCAUCCUAUGCUCAUGCACCUAGUAGCCUUUUAAUGCAACCCCAACAUGGUGCACACCUGAUUUUACAUGGACUUUAGCAUCAGAGUUCUUGUUAUCAGUAACAGUUAGCAAGAGCUUUAAACCUAGAUAAUGUUGAAUUUAAAAUGCCCACACUCCCUUUCACUUGAAAUAUGUGCUCUAUAAAGUCAAUAUAUUAAUAAGAUUCUCUUUUUGUAUA
Vitis vinifera (wine grape) is the source of this 1533-nucleotide messenger RNA. Its product is annotated as cytochrome P450 72A397-like. NCBI's taxonomy places the organism in Eukaryota, Viridiplantae, Streptophyta, Magnoliopsida, Vitales, Vitaceae. The transcript has 2 exons. Bases 611 to 1393 code for a protein of 260 amino acids. The record is from RefSeq and is a predicted model, not a curated record. Gene Ontology annotation, molecular function: oxidoreductase activity, acting on paired donors, with incorporation or reduction of molecular oxygen; monooxygenase activity; iron ion binding.